CACUUAGCUGGGAAGUUAGUCGAGUCGUGAUUUCGAUUGUCACCGGGCAGGAAUCAUUAGAGGAUACUCAAUAAUUUUUACCUAGUUAAAAUGGCCUUAGACCUGUACUACAUGCCGCUAUCGGCACCAUGUCAAUCGAUCCGCUUGCUGGCCAAGGCCAUGAAUCUUCACAUCAACCUGGUCCACGUAGACUUGAUGAAGGGGGAGCACAUGAAGCCGGAGUUCUUGAAGCUCAACCCACAGCAUACCAUCCCGACUCUGGUGGAUAACGAUUUCGUCCUGUGGGAAUCGCGUGCCAUUUUGGUCUACCUCUGCGAGAAAUACGGCAAAAACGACAAGCUUUACCCGCGUGACCCGAAAAAGCGAGCCGUUGUCAAUCAACGGUUGUAUUUUGACAUGGGGACGCUGUUCAAACGAUUCGCCGAUUACUACUUGCCGGUAAUAUUCCAGAACCAAAAGUUCAGCGAAGAAAAGCUAAAACAAUUGGAAGAAGCGUUCGAUUUUCUGGAAAUCUACCUUGGUAAGAGCACCUACGUCGCCGGCGAUAAGAUUACGGUGGCGGACUACACCGUGCUGGCAACGGUCACCGCGAUGAAGGUUGCCGCCGAGAUCGAUUUCUCCAAGUAUGCCAACAUUGAGCGCUGGUAUGCGCAACUCAGCGAGGAAGUGGUCGGACACGAGGAAGUUUGCGUGCAGGGUGCGCAACAAAUGAAACCAUUCUACGAUGCAGCCAAAAAAGCGGCAGCCGAAGAGUGACACAGCAACAUAGAUAUUGGCGGAUGUACGCCCACCUUGAUCGGAGUAAAAUCCCCCGAGUACUGAGAAGUGUUUAUUUGUUUUACGUUCUGCUCACGGCUAGUUGGAAUCACACAUCUCUUUAUGUGGAUGGGGGCUUCAUACACAUAGAUAGACAUAAGUGUUAGAAGCUUAGCGGGGUAUCCAUCAGGGGGGUCUCGCCCCUACUGAGGAAAAAUAGCUGUUUUGUUUUUUUUUAUCAAAGAUUAAAAACAAAUAAAUCAUGUGAGCAAUCACAAAUUUGAA
Messenger RNA from Armigeres subalbatus, 1041 nucleotides. RefSeq names its product glutathione S-transferase 1-1-like. The coding region runs from base 91 to 756 and encodes 221 amino acids. NCBI's taxonomy places the organism in Eukaryota, Metazoa, Arthropoda, Insecta, Diptera, Culicidae. Gene Ontology annotation, molecular function: glutathione transferase activity. Gene Ontology annotation, biological process: glutathione metabolic process. The transcript has 2 exons. The record is from RefSeq and is a predicted model, not a curated record.